Messenger RNA from Tetrahymena thermophila SB210, 1182 nucleotides. Its product is annotated as DHHC zinc finger protein. Gene Ontology annotation, molecular function: protein-cysteine S-palmitoyltransferase activity. Lineage: Eukaryota; Ciliophora; Oligohymenophorea; Hymenostomatida; Tetrahymenidae. Gene Ontology annotation, biological process: protein targeting to membrane; peptidyl-L-cysteine S-palmitoylation. The record is from RefSeq and is a predicted model, not a curated record. Gene Ontology annotation, cellular component: Golgi apparatus; endoplasmic reticulum. The transcript has 8 exons.
AUUUGUUUAUGGUUUCAAAUUGUAUUUUUGAUGAGAUGCGAAUCUGUUUGUCUGCUAUCGAUAUUUUAUUACUAUAAAAUUAGAAAGAAAAAGAUAUAUUUUUGAUAUUAAGAUUUAAAAUGAGAGGUUAUGUUCCUUAAGACCUUUUGCCUUAGUUACCAUUUAUUUUAGGGCUUAUGGUUUUAGCAAUUUUCAUCGCUUACUGGAUUUUUAUCUAUUAUUUCUAAGCAGAUCAUUCGGACAACGAUAAACUAAUCAUUUAUUUUGCCAUUGUUAGUGUUUUUAUGUUUUUUUGGAGCUUUAGAAAGGCUGUUUGCACUGAACCAGGAUAUGUUCCCAAAGGAAAUAUAGAGCCUAACGAUGAGUAACUUGCAGGAUUAAGCGACCAGGAAAAAAGAGAAAGACGCUAUUGUCCAACUUGCAAGCUUUUUAAACCUGAGCGUGUUCACCACUGCUCUUAAUGCUAGAGAUGUGUUUUGAAUAUGGACCAUCAUUGUAUCUGGACAGCUAAUUGUGUAGGAUUGAUGAAUAGAAAAUAUUUUAACUUGGUUCUAUAAUGGGGCACAAUAUCAUUAUUAUUUGGUGCUUUUUUCGGUGCAAGAUAUGCUUAUAGAACAAUUGAAGAUAUAUUAUUUGAGACAGAAAAUGAAAGAUGGGUAUGGAUGUUGUUUCACUGCUUCUGCCUCUUGAUCAUAGUAGCUGGAUUCUCCAAUUUUAUCGGUUUGCUGAUUUUCAUGUUGACUCAUUUAAAUUAUAUUCUCAAUAAUGUUACUACCUUAGAUAGUAUGAAGGGAUCAAAAUCUUCAUAGUACUCAUUCGGUAAGAUUGAAAAUUACAAAUUCUACUUUGGCAAAAAUCCUUUGCUAUGGUUAGUACCCGUUGGGAAACCUCUAGGGGACGGAUAUAGAUGGAAUAAAAAUCAUAAGCAAGAUGAAGAGGAGGAGAGAUAAUUGUGAUAUUAUAUAAAUUAAUGUAAUCUAAAUUUUAUUUAAUUAAGCAAAUAAUAGCAUUUAUAUGACAGAUAAAUGUAAUUCUUUAACAUUAUUAAAAUAAUAAUUAAUUGAGUUAGUAAUAAGUAUGAUAACUCUAAACCAGUAAUUUCACAGAAAUUAAUUUAAAUAUUUUAGAAAAUUUUAUCUUAAUUCAUCAAUACAAAUUUAUUUUUAAUCUAAAUCAAAUAAA